Molecule: messenger RNA, 1905 nt
Organism: Emericellopsis atlantica
Lineage: Eukaryota; Fungi; Ascomycota; Sordariomycetes; Hypocreales; Bionectriaceae
Exons: 1
Coding region: 303-1691 (462 amino acids)
Source: RefSeq, a predicted model, not a curated record
CGCCGGGCAUCGUCUGAAGAGCCGUUGGCUCUGACGCCUCUUCCUCUCUUCCUUCUGCGUCCAAGUUGAGAGUCACGUCGAAUCCCUUUCGCUCAUUCAUCCUCGAGGUUCCCUGGCGGAUCCGUCCCACUGGAAGUGUCACUUUGCCAGGCAUCACCACUGUCUUGUCGAGUUUGUCUGUCGGGCUGGUCCACAGGCACUCACUCACACAAAGAUUCCAACGCACUUCUGGCCCAGCUGAUCUCGCUCAAGAACUCUCGAGGGAUAGCACGAUUGGACUUGACCGCCGACCCCCAUCCACCAUGUCGUUCCAGCAAGGGGCCCCCAAGAAACCACGGCUGUCGCUCAAGAUAAAGACAUCAUGUGAGCCAGCCGCCCGACCAAGGCCUCAAGUCGAUCCCUCAGACCCAACCGCCUUCAACACUCUGUCCAAUGCCUACGUGACCGCUAUCGAGAGGUCCACGCCCCUCACGGCCAUCAACACAUUGCAGGCCUUCAGUCUCAAUACGCCAGUGGAACAUCAGGACUCGAGGCUGAGAGUGCACACCCCGUUCGUGGCCAGAUAUCCAGAGACACCACUCUCCGCUCAUCCGCAGUCGCCACGGGUCAUGGAGAUGAGCUUCCCCAGCACCAUGGCGGCCACACCACCAAUGUCUGGCACCACCGACUCCAAUGAGUCCAAGGUCUUCACCUUUUCCGUGGCGGACACGGGUGAACAGCCCCAGGCCAAGCCCACAGAUGACCGCAAGGGCAAGAGCCGCGUCCUCCCAUACAUAUCAACCAACCAUCUUCGCUGCCCUCCAUACACCCAGCCCCAAGUCCUCCACAGCAUUCUUCGCAACUCGCCUCUGCCACCCAAGACAGCCAUACCCCCACCGUCACCUCGCAGACAGUCGCUGCGACUGCAGGAAAAGGCUGCUCGACGAGUCGGGUACACGAGCCCACUCGAGCAGACCAUUGUGACGAACAAGUACACGAGGUCUCACAUCGACUUGCUGUCGGCAGAACCCUCCCCCAGCUCUCCAAGCAUGACAGCCCCAGCCUCACAGGAACCAUUGGACGCUGUUCUGUCCUUCACAUCCAACGAGAUCCAGGACGGAGGACAGACACCCGGUCCAUUUGAGGAGACACGCAGGCGAGUCACCGGCUCCACUGCCGUACCCUUGUCGCCAUCCUCACCCAUGGGGAUUCGCAAGCGCAAGAAGAAGGAGAAGAAGAGGCGGUGGGUCUGGACGAUUGGUCAAGACGAGGAGCAGAGCCAGGAGGUUGGUGGCACACUGGCUGCCAUGCGGCGUGAGGUUGCAAACGAGCGGAAAGACGAACAGGACGACCGGCGAACGCCCAUCGCGUUCCCCCCCGACCUUGAUCGCGAUGAGCUCCCGACACCCAGCGUGGAGAGCUCAGAUUCGGCAUGGAGCGAGAUGCGUGACGUGGAGAUGACAGAUUCGAGCAGCGUCGUGUCGGAGGAUCGACUCAGUGUGGCGCGCAGUGACACCGAUCCGGACGUGAAGACACCGAUCGCCCCGAGGAGGUCAUUCGGCACGGAGCAGAAGAGAGACACGCCCAUCCCAGAGCUGUCCGGCAGCAGGAGGGACACGCCUGUGCCACCAGAACACAUGAAGCGGGAUACACCCGUGCCGCCAGAGCUUGUGAAGCGGGACACACCUAUACCGCCAGAGUACCAAAAUUAGAAGAGAGUAUGGCGAGUUGAUCACUUGGCGACGAGUGAGGAGAUAUGGUGCUUGCGGCGGGCUGGAUCGCCAGCUUGUUUUCCCCUUUCCCCCUUUUUUUUACGAGACACGAAAUGAGCAAUGACUUUUUUUGGUAUAUAUUUUGGAGUGGGUAGCAUAGCAAAGGAGGCAGCAUUUAUCCAACAUAAUGAGCAUCGCCUGAAGGAUUCAUCAC